Molecule: messenger RNA, 5193 nt
Organism: Danio rerio (zebrafish)
Lineage: Eukaryota; Metazoa; Chordata; Actinopteri; Cypriniformes; Danionidae
Source: RefSeq, a predicted model, not a curated record
UUUUUAAAUAAUUUUUUGUGUACUUUGUUGUGUUAUUUGGUUCACAAGUUAUUAAACUGAUAUGGUCAGAUCUAGACGUGAAGAAUAUGAAAUUAAAUGCAAUUCUCCCCACAGCCGGUGAGUGGCAACCUUUCUACAUGUUAGUAUUUGGACGAACACACCAUACACCAGAGAGGAAGCAAAUGCUCAUGUGCUUAUAUAAUCAACUUUAAGACCAAACUGAAAAAAUUGAAUGAACAAAAAUGGCCAGCUAAUAAAUAACAUUACUACAAACCAAUUUUAUACUGGGUGUCGCGAACAAGCCUGGAGGCGGAAGUGAUGUUAUUGGCAGAUGACCAAUGAGAGAGCGAGUUGCAAAUACGCGGAUUUAUAUGUGAUAUAAUUGUACAAAAGAUGUCGAGUCUUCCUCAAAACAACCUGAAGGAGCAUCUGGAGCGACACAACAAUGCUGCCCAGAACAAGCUGUCACUGCUCAAACCAAAGCCUGGGGGGUUUUGCUUCAAAAAGAAGUCUUCGUCAGGCAUCUCCAAAGUGGAAGUUCCUCAAAAGGUAACUGGUUCAAGUGUCUUAGCAAACAGGAGUGUCAAUAUUCCCAGCAACUUUGAAGUAACCAAAAAUCCUGUGACGUUUUCGCAAAAGCCAGAGAGAGUGGCACCGAAAGUCAACUUCUUCACUGCGCCCAGCAAACCGAAGACAAAUACAGUUAAUCCACUAGCAAACCCAUUCGCUUUGAACAAAACCCCUCUUGUCCAAUCUACCAUUAAGGCUUUGCCCAAAUCUGCAGCCUUGCCUAAGGACUCAACUAAUGAUCAAACUGUGGAGCUUAAGCAUGACAUUUCUCAACUCUCAUUCAAUGAAUGGGAUGACUUGGAUGAUUUUGAAACUCCAGUCAAGAGCAGAGUAGCAUCCCCAGUUGCAGGGACCUCUACGAAAAAGCCAAGUGUAUCAGACCAGAACACAUCCUCAAGCUGCUCUUCUAAGUGUGAGGAGACUAAAGUAAAUGAGGAGUCACAAGCUACAGAAACCAUAACUGCCCCGAAGGACGUCCUGUCAGCUGCUAAUGGAGUCAGCACAGAGACUGCAGAGAGAGAGCCAGAGGACUCACCCAUUAAAAAGUCCAAAAGACCUAAGAAAUCAGUCCAGCAUACAGCAUUACUUAGUGACACGGAAGAUGAGGAAAUAAUCCACUGUGUUUCACCGGAUACAAACCAGAAGAAUUUCAAAAGUGUGGCAGUUGCUGAAAAAGAUAAAUGGGGUGAGCCAAAUGUCAUAGACAGUGAUGACUGUGAGGAGAACAACCAUUAUGAAGGUUUUGAGGAUUUCAUCCCCCCGUCCCCUAUUCCAGAAGAGAUCAGUCUCUCUGUCUCAGAUAAGGAGAAAAGUUCAUCUGAGCCUGUUACUCCUGCUAACAAAAAAGAAUCUUCUCGAUCUGCCUCAGGCCUGCCAGCACCCUUGGAUCAAUCUGCCAAAGGAUUAAAAGGAGCUGAUGACGCUCUCUUUAGUGUUAUGGAAUCUAUCUGUUGUCUAGUGGACACUAUUCCUGAGCAUGAGCUCAUAGCGCUGACCUGUGGGACUGAGCUUUUACUGCAGAGAGCACACAGGAAAAGGAUUCUUGCUAAAGGUGGGUCAUCUAGAACAUCUCAUUCUGACUCAGUAUCAACUCCUGGUUUCCUAAACAGACCUACGUUUGGAGUUACACCCUCCAAUCUGACAUCCCUGACCCCGGUAACUUCAGGAAAAAGAGAAGGUGUCAAAACUGGCUUUUCUUUUCGCAAAUCCAUUGCCUCUGUCAUGUCUGUGGGUGAUGAGAGUGUUUUUGAGGAUUCUGACUGCAUCAUAAAUGGAGUCGAAACACCUGGUGGUACCUGGAAUCCUAACAGCUCCACUAAAAUAUCAGCUGGUAGGGAUACCUUUAACGGGUCAAUCCAAACUUUAAGCAAACCUGAGUCAAAGACAGAUAAAUGCUACUCAAGGUUGUCCUUCAAUGAGUCAAGCAAUCAGACUGACCUGUUUUAUUCCCCCAAGAGAGUGGAUUCAGGCAGCAGAAAUGCUGACAGCAGUGUUGAGAUCAACAUUGCAGGAUCCAGCUCUUUACGAACAGGAGCAGAGCCAGUUGAUGAUUUUUUACUCGAUGACUUCGAUAUUGAUGAUUUUGAUGAGAAUGAUAUUCCAGAUUAUUAUGAAGAACCUCCAAGUGUCUUGGAAUCAAGAAAUAACUCUGGUGUAAAAACACCAUCAGUACAGGAGGGAGGAUCAUCAAAAUCUUUUGAGAGGAAGACAUUCACACCACCAGCACCAAAGUCUAUUAAAACUCCCAACCCAGAACCUUUGUACAGGAACCCAGCUCAUGACCGCUUCAGAGGCUUUAACUUUCCUCAUAGCCCAGAGAUGAUGAAGAUCUUCCAUAAGAAGUUUGGACUUCAUCAGUUCCGCUUUAACCAGCUGGAAGCUAUUAAUGCCUCGCUGUUAGGAGAAGACACAUUUGUAUUGAUGCCUACAGGUGGUGGUAAAAGUCUCUGUUAUCAGCUUCCUGCUUGUGUCUCUGCUGGGGUGACUGUAGUCAUUUCUCCUCUACGCUCUUUAAUAGUUGACCAAGUACAAAAACUCACCACGUUAGAUAUCUGUGCAACUAGUUUGUCCGGGGACAAAAAAGAUAGUGAGGCUGCCCGAAUCUACAUGCAGCUGUCCAGGAAAGAUCCUGCCAUCAAACUGCUUUAUGCUACUCCUGAGAAGGUUUGUGCAAGUGGGCGGAUGAUCAGUGCACUUCAGAAUCUGUAUGAAAGAGGUCUGCUGGCUCGCUUGGUCAUUGAUGAGGCCCAUUGCGUCAGUCAGUGGGGUCAUGAUUUCAGACCAGACUACAAGCGCUUGCAUGAGCUCAGGCGGAUGUUUCCCAAUGUUCCUAUAAUGGCACUGACGGCCACAGCCACUCCUAGAGUUCAGAAAGACAUUCUUAACCAAUUGGCAAUGACACGUCCUCAGGUAUUUACUAUGAGCUUUAACAGGAACAAUCUGAAAUACUCAGUUUUGCCUAAGAAGCCCAAGAAGGUUGAUGAGGAAUGCAUUCAGUGGAUUAAGAAAUAUUACCCACGUGACUCUGGGAUUGUGUACUGCUUGUCUCGUAAUGACUGCGACACUCUGGCUGACAGUCUUCAGAGGGCAGGGAUCGCAGCGCUGGCGUAUCAUGCUGGCCUAAGUGACAGCGACAGGGAAUAUGUCCAGAACAAGUGGAUCAACCAGGACGGCUGUCAGGUUAUGUGCGCAACCAUAGCAUUUGGCAUGGGAAUCGAUAAGCCUGAUGUCCGUUAUGUGAUCCAUGCGAGUCUCCCCAAAUCAGUGGAGGGUUACUACCAGGAGUCAGGCAGAGCAGGGCGAGAUGGAGAGAUUUCCCAUUGUGUCCUCUUCUAUUCCUACAGUGACGUUAUCCGCAUCAAGAGACUCAUUGCUAUGGAUAAAGAUGGCAACCAGCAAUCCAAAGCCACCCACAUCAAUAACCUGCACAGCAUGGUGCACUUCUGUGAGAAUGUGGCUGAAUGCAGAAGGAUCCAGCUGCUGGCUUACUUUGGGGAGCACACGUUUAACACGAGCUUCUGUAAAGAGCAUCCUGAGGUCAUCUGUGACAACUGUGCCAGACCAAACAAAUAUAAAUCCAGAAAUGUGACCGAUGACGUUAAGAAGAUUGCGAGGUUUGUGCAGGACAACUGUGAGAAGGUUGGAAACAGAUACGGCAAAUCCGCCCAGCAGAACAGGCUCACUCUCAACAUGCUGGUUGAAAUAUUUCUGGGCUCCAAAAGCGCUCGCAUCCAGACUGGGAUGUUCGGAGUUGGAGCAGCUUAUUCCAAACACAACGCUGAGAGGCUCUUUAAGAAGCUGGUGCUGGAUAAUGUUCUGAUGGAGGAUCUGUACAUCACUAACAGUGGCCAGGCUGUGGCCUAUAUCUCUGCAGGCCCUAAAGCUAUGAGUGUACUGAAUGGUUGCAUGCAGGUUGAAUUUCAUGAGACCGAGAGCGCAUCCAGCAUCAGAAAGCACAGAGCGUCUGUGUGUGAGAAGGUGUCUAAGAGAGAGGAGAUGGUGAAAAAGUGUCUGGGUGAACUUAAUGAUCUAUGCAAGAAGUUGGGCAAAGUCUUCGGCAUUCAUUACUACAAUAUCUUCUCCACCGCUACACUCAAAAAGAUUGCUGAGACUCUCUCGGCUGAUCCGGAGGUUCUGCUGCAGAUUGAUGGUGUAACUGAAGACAAACUGGAGAAAUAUGGAGCUGAGUUUAUUGAACUGCUACAGAAAUACUCUGAGUGGCAGCUACCUGCUGAAGCACAGGCUGAGAGUUCAGGCUGGAUCGACACGACCAGAGGCCAUCAAAAUGAUGAAGACGACAACGAUGAUGAUGAUGAAGGAGGUGGGGAUGUCACAUCGACAUAUUUCAGAAGCAACUCUGGACGAGGAGCCAAGAGAAAGCAAGGCUCUUACUCCAGAAAACCCAAACGAAGAAAAGGCUCCAGUGGCCAGAACUCCUCUGCAAAAGGUGGAUAUAGCAGUAACUGGUCUUCAUCACGAGGAGGAGGAAGAGGAGGUGGAUACAGGGGUGGCAGUCGAGGAGCAGGCCGAGGCUCCAGAUCUGCUCCUUCAGGCUCAGCAGCAAAAAGGCCGGGCUUCAUGUCGUUACCAACACCGCAGGCUGCUGCUCGUCCAUUCCUCAAACCGUCCUUCUCACACCUCUAGACAACAACAUAUUUCAGCUGGAAACAUCAAGUACAUUCCCUUUGUUAAUAAUUGUCAUUUAAAUGCAUUUUAUAUAUGUAUAUUUUAAUAAAUACUUUGUUUUGUGGACUUUUGUUUAAUUUUAGUAUAAUAUUGUUGCAAAAAUUAAAUGUAAAAUAUUUGUUUUAAAAUAUGAAAGCCUGUGCUUAUAUUGUGACUUUCUUAACAUAAAAACAAAACUCGCCCCAUCACUACAGAUUGCUAUAGAUUGAGAUGUCAUUAUAAUUUGAAGUACCUUUUUGACAAUAGUUUAGGGGAAAAUGCCAGAUAACCAGUGGCAUUUAAAUAGAAUACCACCAUUUCACUGGUAUAUUCUUUAAAAUAUUGUAUUAAAAGGGUUGUAUGUAAUUGACCCUCUAAUUUCUUUCUCACAAUUUAAAAUGUAUUCAUUUUAAUGUGCCUUGUAAUAUAUAUUGUGACAAUAUAUAAUGAUGAUAUACA